Messenger RNA from Glarea lozoyensis ATCC 20868, 882 nucleotides. Its product is annotated as ClpP/crotonase. Gene Ontology annotation, cellular component: mitochondrion. Gene Ontology annotation, molecular function: enoyl-CoA hydratase activity. Lineage: Eukaryota; Fungi; Ascomycota; Leotiomycetes; Helotiales; Helotiaceae. The record is from RefSeq and is a predicted model, not a curated record. Gene Ontology annotation, biological process: fatty acid beta-oxidation. The transcript is spliced from 2 exons. The coding region runs from base 1 to 882 and encodes 293 amino acids.
AUGAAUGCGUUAAGAGUUUUGAGGCCUGUUGCCUCCCAAUUCAGAGCUUCAACCGGAGCUCUACCAGUUAUUACUCGGACGUAUUCAACUCCUUCAUCACAAGAAUAUCAGUUCCUCCAAAUAUCAGAACCCCGACCGGGAGUGGGUCAAAUAACGCUCAACCGCCCGAAAGCUCUCAAUGCCCUCUCCACGCCAUUAAUAACCGAACUCAACACCGCCCUGAAAGCGUUCGACAAAUCUUCCUCAAUAUCCGCGAUCCUCCUGACCGGCUCAGAGCGAGCCUUCGCAGCCGGCGCUGACAUAAAAGAAAUGGCACCACUGACAUUCUCAGAAGCCUACACAACCUCCUUCAUAGAAUCGUGGUCCACGCUCACCACCACCAUAAAAAAACCUAUAAUAGCUGCCGUCUCAGGCCACGCCUUAGGAGGCGGUUGCGAACUGGCUUUAAUGUGCGACAUUCUAUACUGCACCGAGACUGCGAACUUUGGACAGCCAGAGAUUAAGCUCGGGACAAUACCGGGAGCAGGAGGAAGUCAACGGCUGACGAGAGCCAUUGGGAAAGCGAGGGCGAUGGAGUUGAUUUUGACGGGAAAGAACUUUUCGGGGAAGGAAGCAGGCGAGUGGGGAGUCGCUGCGCGGACCUUCAAGGAUUGGGAUGCCUUGAUUGAAGGCAGUCUGAAGACCGCGGAGACUAUUGCUGGGUAUAGUAAGGUAAGUGUUAUGGCGGCGAAGGAGGUGGUGAACAAGAGCCAGGAUUUACCAUUGAGAGACGGUGUUGAGUAUGAGCGACGUGUCUUCCACAGCUUGUUCGGCAGCGAAGAUCAGAAGAUCGGGAUGAAGGCCUUCGCAGAGAAGAAGAAGGCGGAAUGGACACAUAAGUAG